AUGGCUCCUUGCAGUGUCAUAGAGGCAGAAACAUUUAAAUGUGUCUCAUGCAAUCGUCUUGGUCAGCAUUCAUGUCUUCGUUGUAAGGCUUGUUUCUGUGAUGAACAUACAAGGAGUAAGGUGUUUAAGCAGGAAAAAGGAAAACAGCCUCCUUGCCCUAAAUGUGGACAUGAAACUCAGGAAACAAAGGAUCUUAGCAUGUCAACACGCUCACUGAAAUUUGGCCGUCAGACUGGAGUUGAAGAGGGGGAUGGAGCUUCUGGUUAUGAUGCUUAUUGGAAGAACCUUUCAUCCGACAAGUACAGUGAUGCAGGCUACCGUGAUGAGGAUGAUGAUGAAUAUGACGCAGAGGAUGACGAAGAGGAAGAAGAUGAAGGUGGAAAGGAUUCAGAUGCUGAAUCAUCUGAUUUAUUUACUAAUUUGAAUUUAGGAAGGACCUAUGCCAGUGGCUAUGCUCACUAUGAAGAACAAGAGAACUAGGGGAGCUGCUUGCCUGUUGGUGGUUGUGUAUGACAAGAGCCAAGAGCACAUGUCAUGAGGAAUCAUGUGGGUGUUCAGAAGUACUAGCACUUGACCUUGUUCUAUUACCAGUCCCACGAGACUAAGGAGUAGGGCACAGCAUUUUUAUAGGAACUGAUAAUCAGACUUUUAAUAUGAGAGAAAUGAGUUUCAAAUGUAAGACAUUUAUUGAUCCAGGCAAAUGAAAUAUCAUAGAUUAGAUUGCUACUGAUUUUAGUAAUUUCAUAGUUUUUGCCAAUCACAUACAUAUAAAAGAUAAAGGAAUAAAAUGGUAAUAUAUUUAUUUGAAAUUAAAUUACUGUUUUUAUUAAAGGAGCACUGCUUAGAAAUUCACUGUCUCGUUUUGUAAAAUGUAAUGGGUAAAAUGGAUUACUGUAUUUUUUCCUUUAUGUCUGUCCUCAGAAUGAAAGUCAUGUGUUAUUAUAUUCUAAAUUUUCAUUAAAUACUCAUGUUGUUAGUAGUCAUGCAUGUUUCAGCAUUUGGCCCAUUUAUCUCUCUUCACAAUAUAUAUCAUGAACAAUCCUUGUUUUAAUACCUAAAUGUAUUGACAAAGGUGACUGACUACCUAACCAUUUUUUAGAAUUAUGAUACCAGAAGUAGUAUUACAGAUGCCUUACCCAGGAAAUUUCAUUUUUUGGAAUAAAUGGAUGUAGUAUUUCA
Molecule: messenger RNA, 1179 nt
Organism: Ictidomys tridecemlineatus (thirteen-lined ground squirrel)
Lineage: Eukaryota; Metazoa; Chordata; Mammalia; Rodentia; Sciuridae
Product: zinc finger protein 330
Cellular component (GO): nucleus
Molecular function (GO): zinc ion binding
Source: RefSeq, a predicted model, not a curated record